AUGGCAGCCGUCACAACAUCGGCGCCCCAUGCCGCCUCGCCGCCGUCAAGCCCACUGGGCCGCAAACCCCUCCCGCUACAGACCUUGUCCCCCGAGUCCAGCAGCUGGGCCGAGGAGCCGAAGACGCUUCCAGCCAUUCACACGCUCACCGCAGACUCGCCGAUCAUGCGCCAGUCGCCUAUCUCACCGGUACGGGUCAGCUUCCAGCCUGAGAACUGGGCUCAGGCAACGGAUGUCAGCAUCGAGUCCACGCCUGCCUACUCGUUCGGCCCUGCUACAGCCACAGACCGCUCCCUGCCCAAGACCCCUGACGCGCCAACACCACCACCGCAUACGCCCCUAUCCCAGGACCGCGUGGAGUACGCUGACUCGCCGGAGCCCAGCUACCACGAUACGUACCAGAGCGUAAACCCGCCCCAGCUAGACGGCCGUGCACUGCCAAUAUUAAGUGUACGAUCGGCUGCCGACAACGGCCAGGCGCCGAGACUGGACUUUGGCCUGCCUGAUCCAACAAGACUUGGUGGCACGGCCACGCCGGAUACGGACGCAGACAGCGGCCUCGCCGGCCCCGGCGGUGACAACCGCCACAGCCGCGAUACCAACAUAACCGCCAGCUCGAGCCAGCAGCAAAUAUCGACCGAGUCGUCCGCUGCGACGAGCACAAGCUCAAUCUCCGGCCCGAACGAGCAGCUCAAUUCUGGCGACCUCUCUCCUGAGAGUUCACUCGAGGACGGCAUUCCUGGCAGUCAGUCCGUCCCCCAGCUUCAGUAUCACCACCAGACGUACCUGCCACACUCUGCCAGCAUGGCCGCUAUUGCGCAGCAGGAACAGCACGCUGACUUGCGGUCCUCCUCCAACCCCGACCUGGUCGGCAACCCUGCUGCCAUCAACCGCCACCUCACGCCCACAUCGCACACGUUCCGCCGCAGCUCGCUGCCUCGUCCUCAGUCGGCCUAUUCCGUUUACUCUGACAUGAGCCCGCGCGGGCGGUCCCCUGGUCUCCUUGGCGGCAACUCCAACAUGCGCGCGCCGUCGGCCCAGUCCCGCAAGUCACCUGAUACCCGCCCGUCCUCCUACGCCGACAUGCUCAACGUACCCUACCCACAACCCGCGCCGGCGCCCAUUGCGCUCGACAACAACCAAUUGCGCAAUAAUGUUGGUUCCAACGCGUCCCUUCUAAGCACUCAGAAGACGCUUGAAAUGUACCGUCAAAAUGUGAAGAAGACGACCGACAUGUCCAUCCAGUACUCGUUUGCUGUGUUCCUGAUUUCAACAGCGCAGGAGCAGGGUCUGAGCUACGACGAAUCGACGAAGCGGAAGAACAGCCCUAAAAUUGUGCGGGAUCUGGAAAGCCCGUACGUCGAGACUGCAGGCGCCACACCUUUGGAGCUUGUGCGUGAGGCUCGCAGUAUCCUGCAGCGCCUGUCCAACAACGGAUAUCCAUUUGCGCAGUACUACCUAGCCGACGGCUACGCAUCGGGUCUUUUCAGUAAGGGUAAAGAAGAUUAUAAUGCAGCGUUCCCCCUCUUCGUUCUUGCCGCGAAGCAUGGCCACGCUGAAUCUGCCUACCGCACUGCUCUCUGUUACGAAUUUGGGUGGGGCUGUCGCAAAGACCCUGCCAAGGCAGUCCAGUUCCUCCGCACCGCCGCCGCAAAACGCCACCCCGGCGCCAUGACUCGCCUUGGAAAGGCAUGCCUGUCGGGCGACCUUGGCGAGAAGCGCUACCGCGAAGGACUCAAAUGGCUGAAGCUCGCCACUGAGUCAGCCGAUGCCAUUUAUAAUGGCGCGCCGUACCAGCUGGGCUGCCUAUACGAAACCGGUUAUGGCGAUGACAUCUUCCAGGACGAGAGCUAUGCCGCUGAGUUGUUUACGCAAGCUGCCGAGUUGGGUCACCCCGACGCCAACUACCGUAUGGGCGACGCUUACGAGCACGGCCACCUCAACUGCCCUCGCGAUUCGGCCCUGAGUGUUCACUUUUACACCGGCGCUGCUGAGCGUGGCCACCCCGGUGCGAUGAUGGGCCUGUGCGCGUGGUACAUGGUCGGCGCAGAGCCACUUCUGGAGAAGGACGAGGAAGAGGCCUACGAGUGGGCUCGUCGCUCUGCUGAGCUUGGCUACGUCAAGGCACAGUACGCUGUCGGCUACUUCACUGAGAUGGGCAUUGGCUGCCGAAAGGACAUUCUUGAGGCCAACGUCUGGUAUGUCAAGGCUGCCGACGCUGGUGACGAGCGUGCCACGCAGCGCCUUGCUGCCAUUCGUUCGGCCAUCAGCGGUGGCGGUGUGCCAAUGGAAGUCGGCCCUCCCCGGAACGCCAAGAUGAAGAAAAGCGGUUCCAAGGACAAGGACGACAACUGCACCGUCAUGUAA
Messenger RNA from Sporothrix brasiliensis 5110, 2367 nucleotides. RefSeq lists its product as uncharacterized. Gene Ontology annotation, molecular function: protein binding. Lineage: Eukaryota; Fungi; Ascomycota; Sordariomycetes; Ophiostomatales; Ophiostomataceae. The record is from RefSeq and is a predicted model, not a curated record. The coding region runs from base 1 to 2367 and encodes 788 amino acids. The transcript is spliced from 2 exons.